Molecule: messenger RNA, 2344 nt
Organism: Myodes glareolus (Bank vole)
Lineage: Eukaryota; Metazoa; Chordata; Mammalia; Rodentia; Cricetidae
Source: RefSeq, a predicted model, not a curated record
GUGGGGGAGGAGAGGGAGCUGGAGGGGCGUUGACCCUUACAAAACUGACUUUAGCAGGGAGUUUGCCCAUGUUGAGUGAUGGGAGAAUGAACCAAAUGUCGUUUCUCUUGUCUCCUAAGUUCUUUUUAAAAAAUGUUUUCCGUGUGUGCCUGAGUGUUUGUGUAUAUAUAUGUGUGUGUAUACCCCACGUGCAUGCUUUAUUAGUACGCCUGGCAAACUCUUACUCGUCCCUCAAAACCCUAGGCGACUCACCACAUCCGUGACUGCUCCCGGUACGCUUUCCUCGGUAUCUGAAGGGAUGAGCCCCCCAUGCUUACCUGGGGGCGGUGGUUCUGGAACCGUAGCCCCUGCAGUAAAGACGGGGCUUUGGGGAUGCAGAGAGCAUGGGGAUGAGAGAGGAGGCUUUCUCCGCAACUGGGUCCUGACCCUGGGGAGGCUACAGAGAUGGAUGGGGGGUCAGCUCUUCCGUCUAAACCGGAACCUGCCCCCUGCAGAACUCACCAGACUUGUGACUUCACAAUCUUCUAGAUGACUUCCUACAGCCAGAACAAAGGCACCGCUGGUGGAAUUUUGCCUUCCAGCUUGUCCGAAAGGUACUCCUCCAUCAUCAAACAGAUGCCGGAGGAACUGGAGAGUGUCCUCUCCGAGAUGAUGGUUCAGCUAGACAACAUCUCCAUCUUGAUAUCCAAAAUCAAUCAGUCCUUCGAGGAGCAUCACAAGCAGGUGGAAAACUUCUUCGAGCUGGUGGGGAUCUUCAAGUCCCCCCGCAUCCUGGAGAUGAUCAAGGCUGUACAGAUUUCGACUGAGAAAGAAGCCAAGCAGGGCCCAGAGACCACGGCCCCCCAGGACCCUGAGGAACUCAAGGCCACCCCGGGACCUCAGCUGUUCACCCGACAUCAGUGCCUCUCAGAGACUGAGGAGCAGCAGGACCCACAGCCUGUGUGGGACAAGGAACCCAAGUUCUGGAGCGAUACCCUGACCCAGGAACUCUGGAAACUUUUCAGGGAAAACCCAGAGAACCAACAGGCACAGGAGGAGGAGCUGCUGGGACUGGAAAACAAAGACUCCUGCCUGCGAGACUCAGAACAAGAACCGGAGUCUGAGCCCAAGCCCAGAGGCAGCCUGAGUGACUUCUCCCCUAUCCUGAGUGAGACUUCCUUGGAUCUGCUUGGUAUUUCCCAAAAAGACAUCAGCCAGCUCCAAUGUGAGACCCAGGAACCUUCCGGAAGUGCUGAUCCAUUUCGGAAGCCCCUGUCCUGGGACUCUGAGAACUUAGCGCCCAGCUGGGAGAGACCAGGUGCAUCACUCUGGCAACCGAAGAGGUUCGCUGUCCCCCAGGCCCUGCAGAAGGUGCGGGUGUUGAGACACGGUGAACUCCUGUUGGCGAUGGCCGUGAGCUGCUUCACAAGGCACGUCUUCACCUGUAGCCGGAGUGGCAUCAAGGUGUGGAGUCUAACGAACCAGGUGGCAGAGGACCGAUUUCCCGAGAGCCACUUGCAGUGUGGCAUCCAGACCAAUGGGGCGUACCUGCGUACCUGCCUGCUGUCCUCUAACAGUAGGACCCUGUUCGCCGGCGGACACAACCUGCCAUGCGUGAGCGUGUGGGACCUGGCAGCCCCGUUCCUGUACGAGAAGUGUCAGCUGCCCUGCAAAGGCCUGUCCUGUCAGGUGCUAGCCAGCACAGAGGAGAAUAUUACCUUCGCUGGCUUCACAGAUGGCAGGGUCAGGAUGUGGGACCUAAGGAGUCAGGGAGUAGUCAGGGACCUCGAAUGCCCUGUCAGUGCGGCCAAGAGCCUGGUGGUCAAAGAUGACAAUGUCUGGAUGGGAGGUCUGGAUGCCUGUCUACGAUGCUGGGACCUGCGGAUGGUCAAGGUGUCGCUGGAGUACACAUUCCAGUCCCAGAUCAUGAGCCUGUCACACAGCCCACGGGAGGACUGGCUGCUGCUGGGCCUGGCCAACGGCCAGCACUGCCUGUAUGACAGCAAGAGGAGGAGCGAGGUGCUCCCUGUGGGCACCAAGGACAAGACCAUCUUAGGCCUCAAGUACUCCCCAAAUGGCCAGUGGUGGGUGAGCGUGGGGAUGGACGCCCUGGUCACCAUCCACAGCAUGCCCUCAGGAAAGAAACUCUUCCAGGCCCCUGAGGCUGCCGCUGUCACAUGCUGCGACGUGGCAGCCAAUGGCAAGCUGAUUGUCACGGGUUCUGGGUACUGGGCCUCCGUGUACCAGAUCAAGUACUGAAGGCUUCGACUGCUGACUCUUUACUCUCUCCCAGCUGCCCAGUGGUGGGUGAGAGUCCCAAGGGUGUGCCCGACCCUCCCUCAUCACACAAAGUAAAGCAAUUGAG